Molecule: messenger RNA, 921 nt
Organism: Raphanus sativus (radish)
Lineage: Eukaryota; Viridiplantae; Streptophyta; Magnoliopsida; Brassicales; Brassicaceae
Product: CASP-like protein 1D2
Exons: 3
Coding region: 71-691 (206 amino acids)
Source: RefSeq, a predicted model, not a curated record
GCAGCCAGUUCAAUAAAUUACCUCAGUCUAUUGUAACAUAUACACUAGCCAAUUGUAACAUAUAGAUCUGAUGGCAUCUACUGAAAACCCCGAUCCAGAAACCGGCAAAUCUGAACCGCUUCCCGCGUCGACUGAACCAUUACCACCAACACCACCACCACCGUCCUCACCCGCAGGUUUCCUAGAUUGUCGGAAAAUAGACAUCAUAAUAAGAGUUCUGCUUUUCUCAGCCACACUGACUGCUCUUAUAGUAAUGGUAACCAGCGACCAGACCGAGAUUACUCAGCUCCCUGGAGCUCCGUCUCCUGCUCCUGUCUCCGCCGAGUUCAGUGACUCGCCCGCUUUCAUAUACUUCGUGGUGGCUCUUGUGGUAGCUGGUUUCUACGCCUUACUCUCAACGAUCAUUUCCAUAUCUCUACUCUUACGACCUGAGUUCGCUGCACAAUUCAACAUUUACAUAUCCUCUAUCGACAUGGUGGUGCUUGGGAUUUUGGCGUCUGCGACGGGAACGGCGGGAGGAGUUGCGUACAUAGCGUUGAAAGGAAACGAAGAUAUUGGAUGGAACAAGAUUUGUAAUGUCUACGACAAGUUUUGUCGUUACAUUGCAACUUCGCUUGCCUUAUCUCUCUUUGCUUCUAUUCUGCUCCUUGUUUUAUCCAUUUGCUCUCUGUCCAAGAGAACAACAACAUGAACAAGUACUAAACCGCAAUUGCAAAAUCCUAUAAUCCUAUUCCUAACGUGUGCUUUGUUCACACGGGCGUGUUUGUGUAUGUGUAUUCUUUGUGUCUGAUUUGGUUUGCUCGUUAUAUGCUAUGUAUAUUUCUCUAUCUCACGGUGUUGUUGUAACUUUUGAUCAUAAGCAUGCGUUUCUGUCUGUUGGCUGUAUUCGUAGUUUAAAUCGAUGAAUCGUGUGAUUUCUCA